AUGGAGAAUAACAUUGAUAUAUCAAAAGAGCAAAAUAACCGCCAAAGAAUUCUCCAAAAAGGAAUUGAAAUUAAACGUGUAAAAAGAGGGAAAGAAGGAAGAGGACUGGGAAGAAUAUAUAUGAAUAAUGAUAAUAAAUUUGUUUAUACACCAUCAUCAAAAUUUUGGUUUUGUUUUAAAGGCCCAAAAAAAGUUGAUUUAAAAGAUAUUGUUGAAAUAAGGCAGGGUACAAUUAGUUCCACAAAAUGUCAAGAUAUUUCAAAAACAAAAAAAAAUGGAAAUAUCUCAAAGGCAUUAGUUGAUUCAGCAUGCUUCUCUGUCAUAAUAAUGCAUCCAAAAUUUAUGUGCAAAGCAAUUGAAUUUAUGGCUUUAAAUGAGGCUGAAAAAAAUAAAUUUUGUGAAGCCCUACAACAUUAUGUUGCCGAGAAAACUGAUCAACAUUUAAAGUUUGAUGAAAAAGUCUGGUUAUUAAAUAAUUUUCAAAAAGCAGACAUUAAUAAAAAUGGAUUACUUAGUAUUGAUGAAUGUUUAAAAUUAUUUAAAAACCUUAAUUUACAAUGUAGUGAAAAAUAUUUAAAAGAAUUAUUUAAACAAAUUAAUAGUGGACCGGAUAGAAUUGAAGGAAAAGCAUGGAUUAAUAAGGAUGAAUUUUUAAAACUUUUUGAUAAAUUAACAGAAAGACCAGACAUUCGCCAUAUUCUUAAAAUGGCUAAUAAUGAUAGUGAGGAAUAUUUAAAUGUAAAACAAUUAACUACAUUUUUAAAAGAAGAACAAGGAUUUUGUGAUGUUGAUGAGAAGAAAGCUGAAAUGAUAAUUGAUAGUUUUGAAAUAGGAAAUACACAAGCAUCUCCAGAAUCUGAAAAACUUCUUUAUCAACCUGGUUUUAGAAGAUUACUCCAAUCAAGAUGGGGAAAUAUAAUGAAACCUGAACAUGAUAUUGUUUUUCAAGACAUGACAAAACCAUUAUCUCAUUAUUUUAUAAAUAGUAGUCACAAUACAUAUUUAACAGGUUUACAAGUAACAGGUGAAGCAAGCAUUGAGGGUUAUAUUAAUGCAUUAAAACGUGGUGCACGAUUACUUGAAUUGGAUAUUUUUGAUGGAGAUAAAGGAGAACCAAUUAUAACACAUAAACGUACAUUAAUAAAAUCUAUUAAUCUUAGAGAUACAUUACAUGGUAUUGAAAAAUAUGCUUUUCAAACAUCUCCUUAUCCUGUAAUAUUAACUAUUGAAAAUCAUGUAUCAUUAAUUCAACAACAAGUAAUGGCAAAAGUUUUUAAACAAGUUCUUGGAGAUAAAUUAUAUAUACCACCAAAAAAUUCUGCUUCUGUUGGAUUACCUUCACCGGAAUCUUUAAAAUAUAAAUUUUUACUUCGUGGUAAACGAGAUGACAAACAACAUAUGUUAAGUUUAAAUACAAAUCAAGAUGAUCCAAAUCUUCCAAAAGUUGAAGGUAAUAUUGAUGAUGAAGUUUAUGAAAGAGAAGCAGCGUUACAUUCUGUUGAUCCUGAAUUUGGAAAUAUUAUUUCUUUACCAUCUGUAAAAUUGUCAAAUAAUAUUUUAAAAGAUAAAGCAACACAUCCAAAAGAUGGUUCACCAUCUUUAUCUGAAACUAAAGUUGAAAGUUAUUAUGAUAGUGGUUAUCAAUUACCACAAUACACAGCAACAAGAGUUGUUAAAGCAUAUCCAAAAGGUAUAAGACAAGAUUCUAGUAAUAUGGAUCCUAUGUUAGCAUGGUUAAGUGGUAUUCAAAGUGUUGCACUUAACUUUCAAACAAAUUGUGAAAAUAUGGAUCUUAAUCGUGGAUUAUUUCAAGUUAAUGGUAAUUCUGGUUAUGUAUUAAAACCUCACUUUUUAAUUGAAGGAAAAGAUCCAAGAAGUCAAGAAGUAUCGCAAUUUGUAAAAACAUAUAUGAAUGUUGUUAUAAUUUCUGGACAAUAUUUACCAAAAGUUGAACCUGGUAAUGAUAUUGUUGAUCCAUAUGUAUCGAUUGAAAUUUAUGGUAUCCAACAAGAUAAAUGUAAACAAAAAACAAAAACAAUAAAAAAUAAUGGUUUUAAUCCAUAUUGGAAUCAAUCUUUUACAUUUCCAUUAUAUUGCCCUGAAAUGGCAUUAGUUAGAUUUGUUGUAAAAGAUUUUGAUACAACUUCUACAAAUGAUUUUGUUGGUGAAUAUACAAUUCCUGUUACCUCUAUAAGACCGGGAUAUUCACAUAUUCGUUUAAAUACUGGAUAUGGCCAUACGUUAGAUGAGGCAGCUUCAAUUUUUGUAAGAAUAGUUUUUGAUAAUUCUCAAAAUUAA
Molecule: messenger RNA, 2298 nt
Organism: Strongyloides ratti
Lineage: Eukaryota; Metazoa; Nematoda; Chromadorea; Rhabditida; Strongyloididae
Product: C2 domain and Phospholipase C,phosphatidylinositol-specific, X domain and Phosphoinositide phospholipase C family and Phospholipase C, phosphatidylinositol-specific, Y domain and EF-hand domain and EF-hand domain pair and Pleckstrin homology-like domain and Phospholipase C,phosphoinositol-specific, EF-hand-like domain and PLC-like phosphodiesterase, TIM beta/alpha-barrel domain-containing protein
Exons: 7
Coding region: 1-2298 (765 amino acids)
Biological process (GO): lipid metabolic process; phosphatidylinositol-mediated signaling
Molecular function (GO): phosphatidylinositol-4,5-bisphosphate phospholipase C activity; calcium ion binding
Source: RefSeq, a predicted model, not a curated record